This is a messenger RNA of Paramecium primaurelia, 1026 nucleotides long. The record is from the annotation of a GenBank genome assembly. NCBI's taxonomy places the organism in Eukaryota, Ciliophora, Oligohymenophorea, Peniculida, Parameciidae.
AUGAUUCAUCCCCUCUUUUAAAUUCCUGUUGAUUAUCAAACAGCUUAUUAAUUUGAGAAUGAUAUCAUGCCUAAAAAUUAAAUGAUAGAAUAUGCUAUGAAUUAGAAUCUCAAUGAUUUUCCAAUUUAUCCACAAUUCUAAUACCCUCAAUAAGUAAUUAAUUACGAUAUUGUUGUUGAUCAGAAAUCAUAAAACAAAACCAAGAAAUCAAAAAAACAAAAGUAUUGUUCUAAUAUUAUAAAAGAGAUGAUUAAAAAGAAUUGCUUCCUAAAACUAAAGCUUAAUAAGAAGAACCUCAAAAGGAGGAUUUGUAUUUUAUAUCCUUUAGCACUUUAGUAUGAAACCAGUAGUCUAACCAUAAUAUUCUCUUGUACAUUUUACAUAGGGUACCUUAUUACCUAAAUUACAAUCUGAUAUUGUAACUAAUAGUUCUCCUGUGGGUACAAAAUAGACUUUAAAAUCCAAUAAACAUCAUUAAACAAAAAAGCCUAAAAAAGAGAACAUCAAUACAGGUCAUUGGUCAGCAAUUGAACAUACAACAUAUGUUAAUUUCUUAUCAUAAUAUGAAAACAUAAUGAAUUCUUCAAUGAUGAAAAAAACAUCAAAAAUAUUUAAAUAAAUGAGUGAAUUAAUUGGAACACGCACUCCAAGUUAAUGUAGAAGUCAUCAUUAAAAAUUUAAUCCAUAUGCUCAUAGAGGAGAAAAUGGAAAAAGAUUACCAAGAAAUGAGAGAAGUAGAGCAGGACGCAAAAAGAAAAGUUAAUUUUUAGAGAUUACUAAAGAUGGUAAUAAUAAUAUUAUAUUAAAUUAGAAUAAUUAGUUGAGUAAGAUCCAUAUUAUAUGAUGUUUGAUAAAUAGUUUUAUUAUCAUCCAUAUGUUGCUAAUGGAAUUGAAUAUUAAUAAUUUCCUAAUGAUAUGAAUCUUAAAAGAGAGGAUAUUCAUGAAUAUAUUAAUCAAGUUUAACAAUAGGACUAUGAAGAUUAUCUAAAAAUUAGACCAGAUUAUAAUAAUUAGUUAGAUUAUUGA